AUGGUUUUCAACACCGAACUGACACGCCGACUCGGCAUCAAGGUUCCCGUCGUCCAGGGUGGCAUGCAGUGGGUGGGAUACGCCGAAUUAGCAUCUGCUGUAUCGAACGCAGGAGGUCUGGGUAUCCUCACGGCUCUUACCCAACCUACCCCCGAAGAUCUGCGCAAGGAGAUCCGGAAAUGCAGAACCAUGACCAAGAACCCAUUCGCCGUCAACAUCACCCUCCUGCCCACGAUGAAUGCUCCUCCCUAUGGCGAGUACGCUCAAGUCUGCAUCGAUGAGGGCAUCAAGGUGGUGGAGACAGCAGGCAACUCGCCUGGUCCGGUCAUCAAGCUGCUGAAAGGCGCCGGCAUCAUCAUCCUCCACAAAUGCACGACCAUUAGACACGCACAGUCGGCUGUGAAGCUGGGGGUGGACUUCCUAUCAAUUGACGGCUUCGAGUGUGCUGGCCAUGUGGGUGAAUCAGAUAUCACCAACUUCAUCCUGCUGUCAAGAGCAAGACAAUCACUGGGAGCACCUUUCAUUGCUUCUGGCGGGUUUGCGGAUGGCCAGGGACUGGCUGCUGCCCUUGCCCUCGGCGCCGAAGGUAUCAAUAUGGGCACCCGGUUUAUGUGCACCAUCGAAGCCCCAAUCCAUAUCAACAUCAAGCAGGCGAUUGUGGAUGCCUCGGAACAUGACACCGAGCUUGUUUUGAGAAGAUGGAGGAAUACUUCCAGACUGUUCAAGAACAAGGUUGCGCAAGAGGCCGUCGCGAUCGAGAAGAGCAGCACAAGCGGUAAAUUCGAAGAGGUGGCGCCAUUCGUAUCUGGAAAGCGUGGGCGAGAGGUCUUCAUCAACGGAGACAAGGACUAUGGCGUCUGGACGGCUGGCCAAGUCAUCGGCUUGAUCCAUGACAUUCCCUCGUGCCAGGAGCUUCUGUCGAGAAUUGAGAAGGAGGCCAUCGAAGCCAUCGAAAGGAGUCGGAAGUUCUAUCAACCUUCCAGUAAACUAUGA
Molecule: messenger RNA, 993 nt
Organism: Fonsecaea erecta
Lineage: Eukaryota; Fungi; Ascomycota; Eurotiomycetes; Chaetothyriales; Herpotrichiellaceae
Exons: 3
Coding region: 1-993 (330 amino acids)
Molecular function (GO): nitronate monooxygenase activity
Source: RefSeq, a predicted model, not a curated record